UUAUACCUCCACCUCAUAAAGGGUCUGGUUAUUUCAAAGCACCGAUACGAAAGGGAGCCUUUGACCCCGCUAGCAUUAUUUGAGGGUUUACAUUAAUUUCUAUGUAACUCCGCCCCGCACAUGGAUACUAUGAAAGGCAAUCGGGAACCUGAAGUAUUAUUGAGAUUUAUUCAGACUGCAGCCCCUGGUGUCGGUGUACGAAAGGAAGCUGAAGAGGCCAUUGAGGCGGGUCCAACUGUGGCUGGGCUAGGCGAUAACAGGACACUUGUAAGAACAUAAGAAAAGCCCUGCUGGAUCAUGCGAAAGCUCACUGGAUAAACUGAACUCUACAUAUAGCUGCAGUAUGGGUGUUAAAGGCUUGUAUUCGUUUGUGACCAACGCCUGUCCAGGUGGAUGUACAGUAGUAAACCUGAAAGAAGUGGCAGAAGACCACCGGAGCAGAUAUCCUGCGUCUGCUCCUGUUCUUGUGGUAGAUGCCAUGUCUUGUCUUCGACAGUGGUACACCGCAGAAUCCUGGGUUUGUGGUGGCCAGUGGUGUGAAUAUCUUUCUAAUCUGGAUGGUUUCAUAAAUGCCUUUACAGCAGCUGGUAUCAAGCUGGUGUUUUACUUUGAUGGUUUGGUGGAGGAGAAAAAGCGAGAUGAAUGGGUCAAACGAAGAUUGAAAAAUAACAAAGAAAUAGCCAGGAUCUUUCAGUUCAUCAAGACCAAUAAGCAGCAACCUGGGAGAGGAAUGUUCUUUAUUCCAUCUGGGUUGGCUACUUUUACCCGCUUUGGCUUGAAGGCCCUUGGUCAAGAGACAAUAUGUUCAUUGCAAGAGGCAGACUAUGAAGUGGCAUCUUAUGCACUGCAUAACAAUUGCAUGGGGAUCCUUGGAGAAGACACAGACUACCUGAUUUAUGACACUGCUCCCUAUUUUUCCAUUAAUAAGCUCAGCUUGGAUAGGCUGGACACAGUCAUGUUCUCAAGGCAAAAUCUCUGCCGCAAGUUAGGCCUCCAUCUCACAGAACUUCCCCUUUUUGCCUGCAUCCUUGGCACAGAUACAAUCCCAGAAAAGGCUAUGGAACGUUUUCGCAAUCAGUGUGUAGCUUCAUACUGUGCAAAAAGCCAGGGCUCUGAUAAAAGGGCUAACGUGAUUCUAGCUGUAGCAAGCUACAUUUCGACUAUUCCACGUUCAUAUGAUAGCUUGAUUGCUUUGGCAGAAAUGUUGCCUUUGGGAUCAGACAAGUCUUUACUUUGCAAAGGGAUACAGUCUUAUCUCCUACCUGGGCAGCAGUCUCCAUGGCUCCCUUGUGGCUUCUCAUAUCACUCAGCAGCAUCAUUCAAACAAGACAUGCCCCUGUGUUUAGAUCAGGAGAUCUUUCAGAUAGCUAAAGAACAACUUGUGAGAGCUGAAAGCCGUAUGGUGUACAAUGUCCUGUGUCACGGAGAGCUUGAUUGCAGCAACACUUUGGAGGAUGAGCAUGAUACAGAGCUUCCUGGACAGGCACUUAUCUAUCGCCUUGCUCGUCAGCAUAUCUAUUCUGUCCUGCUAGAGUCUGUAAAAGAUACCAGUGGACCCUGUCCUGUAAUAAAGGAGUGGUUUGUGUAUGCUGGGAAUUCCCUGCAACAACCAGACCUGGUACAACCCAAGCAACUCCCAGGUGGCACCCCUAGUCUGAGAUCACUGUGGUUCAGCAGGGGACUGGAGGCUGAAAAGCAACGCCGUUGGACAUUUCUGGCAUGCUUUCAACUGCAAGAUAUAGCAGAGGAGCUCCAGCCUCUGGAAACUCCUGUUGGUGUUGUCUGCUCCUUGUUGCUGUACCUCAUGCUGCAAGUGGACACCCUCUCCUUGGAAGACUUGAAUGCAUUUAUUGCUCAAACUCUGUGCCUCGAGGGGAAGUCAGCUGUGCAGCUUGCAGACUUGCAGCUUGCCCAGGUUGAUUCAAGAGGUGUCCAGCUUGGUUCACUCUUCAUCCGAGGUCUAAGUGUGAUGAUUUCGGCCAAUAGUGCCUGUGGCUUCCCCUUUAGAAUGGAUGACUUAAUGCCGUGGCGUGUAUUUGAUGGGAAACUCUUUCAAGAGAAAUACCAACAGGUCCAUAGAGGUUGCCCUUUACAUGAGCUUUUGGAAGGCAAUGAGUCUUGGCUUGCAAAGUUUCAGAAUCUGAUGUCCCUUAUCUGCAAAGCAUGCUCAGCAAAUGGUAGAAUAAUCCAGAGCAGACAGCGACUGAACAGCUUUAUGACAGAGAGGCAAGAAAGAGGAAGAGGUUCUUGCUUUCAGAAUGCAAACAGAAUUCAGUCUCGUCCUUACCGUCAUCACAACAGGGAUUGUCUGUGGAGAGGCCCUCAGUCAACUGACCAUUCUUUUGAAUCCCAGCCUCUGGGUCGAGAAUAUAGGCCAAGGCACCAGCCUCUAAGGGGACAAAGAUUUCAGCUUGCUUCUCGAUGGCCCAGAUGAUUCUCCUCCUGAAUGGAAAUGGGGAAGAAAAGAGUAUGAGCAGACAAGGAGUUUUGAUAAUGUAUGGAAUAUUAAUCAUUAUUAAUCAUUAAAAUUAAUUGAUUCACUUUA
This is a messenger RNA of Rhineura floridana, 2545 nucleotides long. It is a transcript of the gene FAM120B, whose product is annotated as family with sequence similarity 120 member B. The transcript has 12 exons. The record is from RefSeq and is a predicted model, not a curated record. Lineage: Eukaryota; Metazoa; Chordata; Lepidosauria; Squamata; Rhineuridae. Bases 344 to 2434 code for a protein of 696 amino acids. Gene Ontology annotation, cellular component: nucleus.